AUGACCCUCAAGCAGGGGAAGGAUGAAGCGCUGCGGACGUUUAUGGACAAGUAUCAGAAGACCGUCCGGCGCGUGAAAAGCUUGACGCCAGAGCUCGCCCUUCACUAUAUCCUGCCAGCUCUAAAGCCAGGGCCGUUUAAGGAUAGCGUCUGCAGGCGAGCGCCCAAAACAAUGGAAGAGUUGAGGGAACGAGCGGCGGAUGAGAUAAGGGUGGAGGAGAUGAAGCUCUCGUACAAAAGGGAGAAUCAGGAGGCCAGGGGAGAAAAGGCAGACGGUAAUAAGCCCGGUCAGUCGACGGGGAAAACGUCCGGUCCUAGGCCCAGGGAGCAGAAAAAGGGACCCCGUUUCCAAUAG
Vigna angularis (adzuki bean) is the source of this 354-nucleotide messenger RNA. RefSeq lists its product as uncharacterized. The transcript has a single exon. The coding region runs from base 1 to 354 and encodes 117 amino acids. Lineage: Eukaryota; Viridiplantae; Streptophyta; Magnoliopsida; Fabales; Fabaceae. The record is from RefSeq and is a predicted model, not a curated record.